UCUCUGAUCUGAUUCUAGGGUUUAUAUUUAUAUACCUUCGCUCUCUCUGCCGUCGUUCUCCCUCUCCGCGCAAAAAACCUAGCUGCACAUCGAGGAACAACAGCAAUGGCCUUUGUCAAAGCUCAUAAGACAAAGGCGUACUUCAAGCGUUUUCAAGUUAAAUACAAAAGAAGGAGAGAGGGAAAGACCGACUACAGGGCGAGGAUUCGCCUGAUCAACCAGGACAAGAACAAGUACAACACCCCAAAAUAUCGUUUUGUUGUACGAUUUAGUAACAAACAUAUUAUUGCACAAAUAAUAUCUGCCAGUAUUGCUGGUGAUAUGAUCCUUGCUGCAGCUUAUUCUCAUGAGCUGCCACGCUAUGGUCUUGAAGUUGGUUUGACCAAUUAUGCAGCAGCUUACUGUACUGGACUACUCUUGGCUCGCCGAGUAUUGAAGAUGCUUGAAAUGGAAGAUGAAUAUGAAGGCAAUGUGGAGGCAACUGGGGAGGAUUAUUCUGUAGAACCCACAGAGAACAGGAGGCCUUUCCGUGCUCUUCUUGAUGUUGGGCUGGUUAGAACAACUACUGGAAACCGUGUUUUUGGUGCUCUUAAGGGAGCAUUGGAUGGUGGACUAGACAUUCCUCAUAGUGACAAAAGGUUUGCUGGCUUCAAAAAGGAGGACAAGCAGCUGGAUCCCGAGGUUCACCGCAAAUACAUAUAUGGUGGACAUGUUGCUUCAUACAUGAGGGCAUUGAUGGAAGACGAACCAGAAAAGUACCAGUCUCACUUCAGUGAGUACAUCAAGAGAGGGAUUGAGGCUGAUAACAUAGAAGAGUUGUACAAGAAGGUCCAUGCAGCCAUUCGUGCUGACCCUACCAUUAAGAAGUCUGAGAAGGAACCCCCCAAAGAACAUAAGAGGUAUAAUUUGAAGAAACUGACAUACGAGGAAAGGAAAUCUAAGUUGAUCGAGCGAUUGAAUGCUCUCAAUUCGGCAGCUGGAGCAGAUGAUGAUGAAGAUGAAGAUGAAGAUGAGUGAAAUUACCUUAUAAAAUUUUAGAAGAAAGUUUUGGGUGUUGUACAUCUAGUUUAGUGCUUCCUAGAGUUCGUUUUGGAUCAACGUUUAUAUUUCUUUUCGUUUUGGAUUUUAGAAUGCUGGCCCGUUUUAGAACUUUACAACUUCGUCAAUCACAUGCAACUUGCAGUUUCGAUUUAGUAAUAAUUAUGUUAUUUUUGCCAAAA
Molecule: messenger RNA, 1220 nt
Organism: Nelumbo nucifera (sacred lotus)
Lineage: Eukaryota; Viridiplantae; Streptophyta; Magnoliopsida; Proteales; Nelumbonaceae
Product: large ribosomal subunit protein uL18
Biological process (GO): translation; ribosomal large subunit assembly
Cellular component (GO): ribosome; cytosolic large ribosomal subunit
Molecular function (GO): 5S rRNA binding; structural constituent of ribosome
Source: RefSeq, a predicted model, not a curated record